This is a messenger RNA of Argentina anserina (silverweed cinquefoil), 2789 nucleotides long. Its product is annotated as cyclic nucleotide-gated ion channel 1-like. The record is from RefSeq and is a predicted model, not a curated record. NCBI's taxonomy places the organism in Eukaryota, Viridiplantae, Streptophyta, Magnoliopsida, Rosales, Rosaceae. The transcript has 8 exons. The coding region runs from base 221 to 2665 and encodes 814 amino acids.
AUGGGUAAUAUUGUCAUAAUGAGAUGUCCGAUGGGAGAUUCGGCAUAACUCUCCUUGUUCAAGCUUCAAUUGCAUCAUUGCAUGUUCCAACUUCCAAUUCCAACUAAGAAAGACCGUCAACACUUGGGCCGGAGUCGUAUCUGGGAAAGAGUUACUGCACAGUCAGCAGCGAGCAUCUGGAUUCUGGAAUUCGAUCAAAACAGGAUCAACAGUCGGCAACAUGAUUCGGAAAGCACGUUCCGCAGUCAAAGACUUUGUUCGGCCAGUACGUCGCGCAGUCAUACGUCUGGCUUUAGUAGCUGUAGGGAAGUGGGAACGGGCAUUUGUGAUAUCCUGCAUUGCAGUUGCACUGGAUCCUUUGUUUCUUUACAUUCUGGUAGUCGAUGAGAAGAACAAGUGUCUUGCCAUGGACAAGACGUUGACAACUACAGUUCUUGUCUUUCGAUCACUCACGGAUUUCCUUUUGCUUACCCAUCUCAUUGUUUUCAUCUUUGGUACGGUAGACACAGAUUUCGCUCCUCGAGAAGCUGCCAUAAGCAAACCUGGCUACGACCAGGACUUCGACUCCGACAUGGAAAAUGACUCCCACUACAACUGGUUCUAUGUCAUUUCUCUCAUUAAGUGUCUCGCUAUUCUUCCCAUUCCACACGUGGCAAUUCUGGUGGGCUUUUUCAGACUGAAGGGCACUGAAUCCCAAUUUCUAAGAAAAUUCUUGAACAUUUCUCUUUUUCUCCAAUACUUGCCGAGAAUUGGUCAAAUGCACCUAUCUAGGAAUAAAUUCAGCAUGGCCGGAAAAUGGGCUAAAUUCACUAAACCAGCAUUCAAUUUCUUUCUGUACAUCGUCGCUGGUCAUACACUAGGCGCCAUAUGGUACUUUAUCGCUAUUGAUCGGGAAACAUCAUGUUGGCAUCAGACAUGCAGAAAGACUCCAGGAUGUGAAGCUAUUGCUUAUAAGUGCGGUGACAGUAUUACAAACAAUGUGACACUCUUGAAUCAGUUAUGCCCCGUUAAUCCCCCUAAUUCCACUCUAUUUCAUUUUGGAAUGUUCGCCGAGAUCCUCGAAUCCGGUAACACAGGAGCAAUAGAUUUUCCAACAAAGCUCUUCUAUACUUUAUGGUGGGGCAUAAAAAAUCUAAGUAAUUUUGGCACAAAUCUCGAGACAAGCAGCUACCUAUGGGAAAAUUGUUUUGCAAUUCUGAUCUGUCUUGUUGGUUUGCUACUAUUUCUUUAUUUAAUUGGAAAUGCGCAGAUGUAUAUGCAGUUGGAUACUGAGUCCUCACUACGUCACGAGGAACGGAAACACAAUCAGAUAUCGGAUAACAAGAAAAAAAUCAUGCAAUGGAUGAAAAAUGCAAACUUCCCUAAUGAGGAGAGGAAAAAGUUCAAGAUGGCCCUAAUAGAGCAUAAAGUUAUGGACAAGAAGCUAGUUGAUGUGGAUGUGAGUUGUUUCGGAAAAGAUCCUUUCCCUACGCUUUCCAACUAUUCCACGCUUAUAAUGCAAGAUUGUAUGUUGGAUUCUCUCGGAAUAACUCAACUAAAAAAGUUACCCCAACUUAAAGAUAUGAAGCUGGACGAUUCCCAGUUGAGACGCUUGUGCCGCUUAAUGAGGCCAGAGGUGUACCAGCCCAAUGGCCUCGUUCUUGGAAAGCCUCAGGUUGUUGAUCAGCUUUUCUUCGUCAUAGACGGCGAAAUGGUGAUCAACGGGGAAGAAAAAACGUUUGUGAGGAAAGCGGGAUACUACGGGUAUAACAUUCCAGACUGGGCGGUUCGUAAUGCAAGGAGGUCUUAUUAUGAGCAUAAUCAGUUUGGUACUUCACAUGUUAGAGCCAGUACUGCACAAAAACUAGAAGUACUUACUCUCCGGGCGUGGGACCUUCUAGAGUUUCUGGAAAGCGAGGACAUUAAGCCUAACGUUGCAUCCGGCACAACUAUUCAGACACAUCAACAGGACCAACCUCUUCCUGCUGCUGAUGUAUUAAGAUGGCGAUGUCCUGACACUGGCUGGUUGAAACUCAAUUGUACCGCAUUCUGGGAUCCUAAUAAUAAGCAUGGAUGGCUUGCAACUCAGGGCUAUGUUUUGAGAAGUGAUACAGGUACUUUCAUAAUGGCUGGUAGUAUAGGACCUAAUAGGUUCCUGGACAGGUUUCAUGCUGGAGCUCAGUGUAUAUAUAAGGCACUCAACGCAAUAAUGCAAAAUCUUCCUCCACGUUUGCGUGCUACUCCAAUAUUUGUGGAGUCCGACGACAAGCUCCUCAUUGAUUGGAUCAUGAAGCUGAUGAAAGGGCCUUUGGAUAUAAGAUACCAACUCCGUUUGAUCGUUCACUCCAUCAUCCGUGAUUGUGUUGAUAUGUUCCCACCUCCUAACGAAAUCCGUUACAGUCAUUGUCAGCCUCAAAGUAAUUCAGUGGCAUUUGACCUAGCACGACUUGCCUUCCGUGCCCAUAAUGGUGCUCAUAACAUCUGGAAUGCGCUUACAGAUUUACCUGUUGAAAUAGUUAAUGCCCUGAACAAGGAUAUGCAGCAAAUAGGUACAAACGGUGAGUCGACUUCAGCUCAUGCUGCUGAAUAUCAGGCAACUACUGAUGAUACUGCUGAUGACUCUGAUCAUGUUGGCGCUGCUGAUGAUAUCUUUAGUAGAACGAUCCUUGAGUCUGGGCUGGUAUAAAAAAUUAUUUACCAGUUAAAGCCUCUCUGUUUUUUUUUUGGUCGAAAUUUUACCAGUUAAACCACUUUAUCUUUGUGUGUUGUACUCUAUUUAAAAUAAUCGUGUCGAGAGUUCCUUCAUCUAA